Molecule: messenger RNA, 865 nt
Organism: Gaeumannomyces tritici R3-111a-1
Lineage: Eukaryota; Fungi; Ascomycota; Sordariomycetes; Magnaporthales; Magnaporthaceae
Exons: 1
Coding region: 1-480 (159 amino acids)
Source: RefSeq, a predicted model, not a curated record
AUGGGUCUAGCUUAUGCGACCAGCCGCGAGGACGCGGUUGGUGCCAGACGCGGGCGCGAGCUCGCCUGCGAGGGCAAACGAUGUCUGGCCUGGACUGGACCGACUUUCAGUUUCGAAGAAAUACACACACACACACACACACCACACACACACACAUACAACACACCAUACACCCCCGGAACGACGUCUCUCGGCAGGCUCCUCCCACGUCCUGGAAACUCGGCGGGAAAAUCCGCACAUCAUCGCACAGAGAUCCACCGCUGGCAGCCACGAGGUGCGCGCAUCUUUUCCCACCCCCUCCAAUCUCAUCUGUCGCAAAUCUCAUCCGAGGGGAGGGGGGGGGACGUCGACGGAUCGUGUCUCGUCCGAGCCGAUUUCGAGCUAGCCUCGCGCACCCACCCCCAUCAGCCCCCCGCGCGCCCACGUGAAGCUGUGAAUUUUAACCAAUUCGCGGAGAUGAAGCCCGUGAGGGUGACGUGAAGAGAGAGAAAAAAAAAAGAAUGAAGAAAAACAACCACCUGCAGAGACCACGGCCGCGCUGCAUCCUCGCGCGCGGUGGCCGUCGACCUGAACCGCACUUGCUGCAUUUUGCGCUCCCACUCUGAAACCCGUGGCUGACCCACCUUUGGUUUCCCGGCGGGCUCCGCUCCAGGGGAGGGAAAGACCAGAAUCCGCUACCCGGGUGGGGCAGCAAGCGACCCGGGUGAGCGACAGACGGCACAGACAUUUCUGGUGAAUGGCGCGGGGUUUCGAAGAUCACAGUCCCAGCGAUUCUUGUCUCGGGUGGGAACCUCGAAUGGGAGGGGGUUUGUUUUGGGGGGGAGGAGAAGGAAAAAGAGGCAGUUAAACAAGAAAAGAAUACAAA